CAAAAGUAGGAGCUACAUGCAAACAUUCAGUUGCUCUGAAUUCCUCUAAGCAAGAAUCGUUUUAUACAUAAACAGAAGUUGCACAGAGUUAUACAAACAAAAUACUUCAUAGAGAAGUAAGUUCCAUUCAAAAGAGUGAAGAGAGCUAAUAAAACAUGCCUCGCCUAACUCAAGAUAGAGAGACGCGCAUUUACACUAAAUGGAUAAAUUCAAAGCUUAAAAAGGAGCAUAUUUCAAAUGAGAAUUCGAUCGAAGACUUGCAAGAUGGUCGUGUUUUAAUUUCACUCGUUGAAGUCUUGUUAAAUACAAAAAUUAAUGCAGAAGAACCAAAAUUAAAGAUCCAUAAACUCGAAAAUGUCAAAAAGGUUCUGGAGUUGUUAAAAGAAAACGGGUUGCCCCUUACGAUGAAAAAUGAAGAAAUUGUCGAAGGAAACGAUACGCAAAUUUUAGCUCUAUUAUGGGAGAUUAUAUUGCACUUUCAGAUUUAUAGUGUUGUGCAAGAUAAACAAAGCACAGCUAUGAAACUUAAAGAUACAUCAUCACAAACAAAACCUCUUUUAAGUCAGGUUGAACAACAUUUAAUAAAAUGGAUGCAGAAUGUUCUUCAAGGAAUGUCUGACUUCAUCAUGGUUGAUGAUCUUGAAAGCAGCUGGCAAGAUGGUUUAGCAUUUGUUUUCCUUCUAUAUGUUUUUCGUCCAUCGUCUGUUGACUUACGCAAAGCACUAAAAAUGUCCGCUCAGGAGAAGCUGAUGUACUCAUUUAGUGUGGCAGAGGAGGAAUUUGGGGUUCCUUGCUUGUUGGAUCCUUUAGAUGUUAAAGAAGGCGAAGUUGAUAAAGAACGAAUGCUGAUAUAUUUUUCUUCAUUAUACGAAGUCUUGAGAAAUCAUGAAGUAAAAAAGCCUUCAGUAAAGCAAGAGAUUGAACAUGAAUCGAUAACAUUGCGUAUUGGAAAUGAUGCCAUGAAGGUUGAAAUAACAUCGAAAAAUAAGUCUGCUUUGCUUAUAAUGAAGCUUUAUUACACUGUCCUAUAUUCAAUGAAAGGAGUGGAAGAGAGAAUUAAGAAGAUCGCAGAAAAGGAACCAAGUCAGGAAAGGGCUAGAGAAUUGAGAGAAAUGCUAAUGGAAAUGCAAGAAAUACAGAAGAUGAUCGAUGAGUUGAAUGACGAAAAUAAAAAGAUUUCCUCAUCCUCAAGUUUUGAUCAAAAAGAAAUUCUUGAAGUCCUGAAAGAAUUUCGAGAACUGAGUAAACGAUGGUCGGCACUUGUAAAAUACAAUGGUAAAGAGUUGUUUAAGCAGCCCGCCACGGUAGUUUCUAGAAGCAUUGUUAACAGUGCUCAACUGAAGAUUGGAGACUACGUCAUUGAGAUUACGUCAGUGUCUUCCAAUGACAUCGUUGUAAAGUUUGUGGUCGUGUAUUAUGAAGUUAUUACUAUCAUUCAAAUGAUUGAAGAUAAAAUGAAAAUCAUCGAGCAGGAACAAUCAAGUUUAAAAACAUCACAAAUGGUUGAUGAGAUUGCUCAAAUGAUGAAUCAAGUCCAAGAAAUCAAGAUUAUUGAGUUAAAAGAUCUCAUGAGUGAAAUGAAAAUAGCUGAAAAUGUUGACUCAGAAGAACUUGAUGAAUUGAAUAAAGAGUUUAAAGAAUUUCAGUCUUAUGUUACACGAAUGAACUCUUUAAUCUUAAAAAAAAAGAAUGAGCCUUUUAUAUCCUUCAAUACACCAUCCAUGGAAAUUGAUGGCGAUGAUACAAAGAGAGCCUCAACUCAUGACAUCGUGUUAAGUUAUAAAACUGCUUACCCCAACAUAUUGUCAGCGGUUGAAAGACUGGAAAAGAGGAUCAACAAGAUGCAAGCCGAGAAUCCAAGCCAGAAAAACGCAAAAGCAUUGAAAGUAAUCGACAUAGAAAUGCAAGAAUUACAUAAGGUUUUAUGUCAAAUGCACAAUGAAAUGUCUACAUCCUUAGAAGUUGAUCCAAAGGAAUUUUCGAAAAUCCAUAAUGAAUUGGAAAAACUGAUUGAGCGAUGGUUGAUACUUGUAAAAAACAAUAAUAAAGAAAUCAUGAGACAACCAGCCAUUGUUCGAGAAAUCAAAACGAGAAAAACUGCUCAUAGUGCUCAUUUAACAAUUGGGGACAAAGUUAUUGAGAUCGAAUCUGUUUCCUCCAAUGGAAUUGUCAUCAAAUACAAGAUUUUAUAUUAUGAAAUUAUCACUAUCAUCGAAAUGAUUGAAAGUAACAUUAAAGUAAUUAUAAAAGAAGAACCAAGUCAAAAAACGGCUGCAUUACUUGAUGAGAAUAUUCAAAGACUACACCAGCUUCAAAAGAAUAUUUCAGAAUUACAUGAGCUCAUUAGUAAGAUAGAAGUGGCUAAAAAUGUUGAUUCAAAUGAGCUUAAGGAAUUACUAAAUGAACACGAAGAUUUCAUAGCUCGUCUUACUGAAGUUAAUGCUUUUAUCUCAAACGAGAAAGAAAGGCAACCAGUUCUGGUCACAAAGACUGUGUAUGAGACAAGUAGAGAGGAAGAAAUUGUACGAAGUUUACAUUCUCGAGUCAAAUUGAUUUUAACGUAAAAAUUGUUUUCUCAACAAACAUCAUAUCUUUCAUGAGAAAGCUUUACAGGUUUUGUUUUUUUUGAUGCAUUGUUCAACCAAACGAUUUGUUAUCACAUAAUCUUAAAAAAAUAAUUGUAUUUAUUCUAUAUAACCAUUAUGUAAAUAUUAGAAAAUUGUAGUUACAUAGACGCGAUUAUUAGCCUGGCUAACGGCAUUACAUUUUACAGGAUAUUGUACAUUUAAUAAAUAAAAGAUAUUUACUUCAAUGCUCAAAAAAA
Molecule: messenger RNA, 2824 nt
Organism: Xenia sp. Carnegie-2017
Lineage: Eukaryota; Metazoa; Cnidaria; Anthozoa; Malacalcyonacea; Xeniidae
Product: alpha-actinin-like protein 1
Exons: 20
Coding region: 156-2564 (802 amino acids)
Biological process (GO): actin cytoskeleton organization
Cellular component (GO): cell junction; cortical actin cytoskeleton; cell projection
Molecular function (GO): actin filament binding
Source: RefSeq, a predicted model, not a curated record